CGGCUGCGCUCAGUGCGCACACCCCUCCAUCCACAUCCGCAUGCACUAAGCAAGGACCAUGGAUGCAACCCUCUACCAGAUCGGGGAGCUGGUGGAUUUAAAUUGUACUUGGCUGGACGCGUUUUCUGACACUGUUUGGGAAAACGCUCCACUCCUCCUAAGCACUGACGGUUUAUAUUGCAGCGCCACCACUGAUGAGAUUGGGACCUGCUGGCCACGGAGCAGCACCGGGAAGAUUGUGGAGAGACCCUGUCCUGAGUACAUCAAUGGUGUGAAGUACAACACCACCAGGAGUGCUUACAGAGAAUGCAUGGAAAAUGGGACAUGGGCACUCAAGAGCAAUUAUUCAAACUGUGAGCCCAUUUUGGAGGAGAACAGAAAGUAUCCUGUGCAUUACAAGAUAGCCCUGAUCAUCAACUACCUGGGCCACUGCAUCUCUGUGGGGGCGCUAUUGGUGGCUUUCAUUCUCUUCCUCUGCUUGAGAAGCAUCCGAUGUCUCCGCAACAUCAUCCACUGGAAUCUGAUCACCACCUUCAUCCUGAGGAACAUCAUGUGGUUCCUGCUGCAGCUCAUAGACUACAACAUCCACGAGAGCAACGAGCCAUGGUGUCGCUUGAUCACGACCAUAUACAACUACUUUGUGGUCACCAACUUCUUCUGGAUGUUUGUGGAGGGGUGUUACCUCCACACCGCCAUCGUGAUGACCUACUCCACAGACAAGCUGCGGAAGUGGGUUUUCCUCUUCAUCGGGUGGUGUAUUCCAUGUCCAAUAAUAAUAGCCUGGGGCAUCGGGAAGCUAUACUAUGAAAACGAACAGUGCUGGUUUGGGAAGGAACCUGGAAAAUACAUCGACUACAUUUACCAAGGGCCUGUUAUUCUCGUGCUUCUGAUAAACUUUGUUUUCCUCUUCAACAUCGUCAGAAUACUAAUGACCAAACUGCGAGCUUCAACCACAUCUGAGACGAUACAGUACAGAAAAGCGGUGAAAGCCACGCUGGUGCUGCUUCCUCUGCUAGGCAUCACCUACAUGCUCUUCUUUGUCAACCCGGGGGAGGACGACAUCUCGCAAAUUGUCUUUAUCUAUUUCAACUCCUUCUUGCAGUCUUUCCAGGGCUUCUUUGUGUCUGUCUUCUACUGCUUCCUGAACGGAGAGGUUCGCUCUGCGGUGAGGAAAAGGUGGCACCGCUGGCAGGACAACCAUGCCCUGAGGGUGCGAGUGGCCCGAGCCAUGUCCAUCCCUACCUCACCCACAAGGGUCAGCUUCCACAGCAUCAAGCAAACCACUGCUGUGUGACACAGUGGAACACACACACACAUCCACAUCGACUGAGGGAUGAGACUUUAUCUUCUGCACAACCACAGAAGACUGUAAUCCGCUAACUAGAUGGUCGUGUGGCUACAGGUGAGAUGACUUUCCUUGCUCCCUGAUAAGAACAAUGGGCCUCAUUCACGAAUAUCUUCUUAAAAGUCUUCUUAAAAAGUGUACUUAAGAAGGCGUGGGUUGGAAACUGCACCACAUUCACGACACGUUCUUAAGUAGGGAUAAUCGUUCGCACCGGUGUUCUUAGGUUGAUGAAUGCCAACAGCGAUGCCCGUGCAUAUGAGGCCGAAUUUGCAUAGGUCACCGCCUAUUAUUUCCUAUAUAAGGUCAAAAAUGUGCCGUGCGCAUGUUGUUAUCUGGGGGUGCUAUGUGCGCAAUAGACACACCACGUUUCAUUGCGAUGUUAUUCUGAUGAUCCUGCACACCUGCAAGAACAGAGAGGGAAGCCUGAAGCCUGAAGCGGGACAUCAAAUAUUCGUGGCUUUCAGCAAAUAAAUCUAAUGGUCCCUUUACAUUCUCUCUCUGCGCAGCGCACGUCCAGCCAGCUAUUUUUUUUUUUUUUGAUGAAUUGGGAUUUGAAUAUAUAUUUAUCCAUGGAGUAUAUUUUAGUUGUUUUGAUGAUAAAUAAUUGUUGGGAUAUUUUAUUUGCACUACAUUUUUUGGGAUCAGGUUGCAAAAUCCAUCAUGAGGGCGAUUGCGCAUUGAAAGUGCAAGCUUUGCUUGUGCGUAAGAGUCCUCCUGAGCGUUCGUGGAAUUUGUUCUUAGAUCUAAGAACUGUGAGUUAAGAACACGUUUUGUGAAUGCCAAAAAUCUUCGUAAGAAGGCUUUAAGAACACAUUUGUGCGCAAGAACGUUUCGUGAAUGAGGCCCAAUGACGCUGCAGUUUAAUGGACAACAUAAGCAGGAUUAUUCAUCAUGAGUGCAAGUCAAAGCGGGAAGUCUCGAUGGUCCGAUCAAGCAUGGUGUUACCAUUUUUGUCUGAUGAUGUCACACUUGCUGUCGUUUUAUCAUUAAAUUAUAAGAGGGAACAUUUUUUAAUUUAAGUCGCAAUGUCAAUGUAUCCCAACGACUAAAGAAAUGGAAAAAUGUGGUAAGACAAUGAAAGCACAGCCAGAAGCCAUUUCUUUCAUUUCUUUCUUGCGAAACGAGAUCAAAGGAUUAAGUUGGUGUAUCGGGAACAAUAUUCAUGGUCCAAAUAAGCCAUCUUAACUGUACAGUGGAAAAUUAAGUUUGAAAAGUAAAAAAAAGUCUUAUUGUUAUUGAUACAACAAAAAGUCAUGUUUCAAGUUUGCAAGAAGAAAGAUGUAAGAUUAUGAAAUGUUAUCAUAUAACAAUGAAGUCAUAAUAGUACGUGAAAAAUGGCAUAACGUCGUAAGAAAAAUGUUGCAGUUUCACCAAAAGGCAUAAUAGCAUGAGAUAAAUGUGGUAAUGUUACAAGAAUAAAGCCGUAAAAAUGUAAUGUUGGAAAAAUAAAGUGGUAAUGUUAUGAGAAAAAUGUUGGAAAAUUAUGAGAAAAAUUUGGUUUCAAGAAAAAUGUAGUAAUGUUGCAAAAAUAAAGUAGUAAUAUUACAAGAAAAACAUGUAAAAAAUGUCAUAAUGUUACACGAAUAAAGUGGUAAUUUUAAACGACGGGAAAAAAUGUGGUUUCAAGGAAAAAUGGUAGUGUUUCAAAAUUAAGGAGUAGUGACAUUACAAGAAAAAUGUAAUGUUGGAAAAAUGAAGUGGUAUUAUGAGACAAAUCUUGUAGAAUUGCAAGAAAAAUUUGGCUUAAAAAAAAAUGUGGUAAUGUUGCGAGAAUAAAGUGAUACAAUUUGAGGAAACGUGGUAGAAACAUUGGUGUAAUGUUACACCAAUAAAGUGGUAACAUCAAGAGAAAAAGGUUGUAAAAUGAUGAGGAGAUGAGAAAAAAUGUAUUUCAAUGAAUAUAUGGUAAUGUUUCAAGAAUAAAAAUGUAAUGCUACCAUAAAAAUGUAAUGUCAUUAGAAUAAAGCUGUGAUAUUACAAGAAAAAUGUAAUGUUGGAAAUAUAAAGUCGUAAUGUUGUGAGAAAAAUGUCGAAAUGUUACACGAAUAAAGUGGUAAUAUUAUGGGAAUAAUUCUGUUAAAAUUACAAGAACAUUUUGGUUUCAAGGAAAAUGUAGUAAUGUCACAAAAAUAAAGCGGUAAAAUUAGUUCAGUUCAGUUCACGAUUCAACAUGUCUGAAAAGGAGUAGGAAGAAGCAGAGCUUAUUUAAUCACACCCCUUCUUCAAACUACAAUGGCUAUUUAUUUAUUUAAUAAUUCCUUUAUUUUUCCUUUUCUCACUUCCUGUGUUCAUUAUACACUGUUUACACAAAGCAAAAAAUGACAAGAAAUAUGUGGUAACGUGGGCCGCACGGUGUUCUAGUAGUUAGCAUGUUGGCCACACAGUCACAGUCAGGAGAUCGGGAAGACCUGGGUUAGAUUUUAAUGCUCCGUUGGGCAUUUCUGUGUGGAGUUUGCAUGAUCUCCCCGUGCGUGUGUGGGUUUUCUCCGGGAACUCCGGUUUCCUCCCAAAUUCCAAAAACAUGCAUGUUAGGUUAAUUGGCGACUCUAAAUUGUCCAUAGGUAUGAAUGUGAGUGUGAAUGGUUGUUUGUCUAUAUGUGCCCUGCGAUUGGCUGGCGACCAGUCCAGGGUGUACCCCGCCUGUCGCCCGAACUCAGCUGGGAUAGGCUCCAGCAUACCCUCGUGACCCUAAUGAGGAGAAGCGGCAUAGAUAUUUGAUGGAUGGAUGUGGUAAAGUCAUGAGAAUAGAGUCGUAAAAUUUCAAGAAAAAUGUUAUAAUGCUACAUGAAUAAAAUGGUAAUAUUAUGAGAAAAUGUGCAGUGAAAUUAUGAGAAAAAAUUGGUUUCAAGGCAAUGUUACAAGAAUAAAGUGGUAAUAUUAUGAGAAAAUGUCAUAAUGUCAUGUGAAAAUGACAUAAUAGUAUGAGUAAAUGUGGGCAUUUUACAAGACAAAAUUGAGUGAUGUUACAAUAAUCCAGUGGUAAUAUUACAAAAACAUGUUAUAAUGUUAGAGAAUAGCGUCGUAAUAUUAAUAGAACAAUGUUAAUGUUUCUCAAGCAAGUUUAAUGAGGUGGGUUUUAGCGUGAGUCUUGAAGGGGUGCAGGUCAGUGCAGUUACAGGUGAGUGCAGGGAGCGAGUUCCAGAGUGAAGGGGCAGCGAAACUAAAGGAUCUGUUGCCCCGGGUCCGCUGCUUGGCUAUUCAGGGUGGUGACAGGAGAUUGGCGUCAGAGGAGCGAAGUGGGGAGUGAAGGCGGAGGAGGUCUGUGAGGCAAAGGGGAUCAGAUUGUGUAAUGCUUUAAAAGUGAGUAAAAGGAUUUUAAACUGUAUACGAUAUUGGACAGGAAGCCAGCGGAGGUUUCGGAGGACGAGGGUGAUGUCACAAGGGCGAGUGUGAAUGAGUAAGCGGGAAGCAGAGUUCUGAAUAUACUGAAGUUUAUUGAGGGCUUUGUAUGGAGGACCGUAGAACAUGUUGUUACAAUAAUGGAGUCUUAAGAACGUUUAAAGGAAAAUAUAGUCAUGUUAUGAGAAUAAAGUGGUGACAUUACGAAAAGACACAUAAUGUUGCAAAAAAAAGUGGUAUUAUUACAAGGAAAGUGGCGUAAUGUUAUGAUAAAAAAUGUUUCAUUUUUGCUAAAUUUGUUAUUCCCGUAAGAGUAGAUUUGAGUUUCCUUUAUCUUCUAAGAGUAUAGUUUAUUUCACCCAACAAUUCUACUUCAGUCGGGUCAGAUUACGUUGUUUUCCACGAAAAAUACACCUUUAUUCUCCAUUGUGAAUUGAAAAAUUUUCUUGAAAAAAUGCAACUUUUUUUGUAAUAUUACGACUAUAUUCUUCAUUUAUUCUUUUUAUUUUACGAAUAAAUGUUUUUUUUUCAUUUUCAAACUAUUAUUUUUAUUCCUUAAUUAUUUCACUCUGCUUUAUCUUUUCUGUCGAAUAGUUUAGCCCAAUUUUUUUUUGUUACAUAAUAAGCUUGUAGUUGUAGCCUCAUGUGUUAAAAGCUGUUAGGCUAAUCAAGAAGUGGACAUCUUAAAGAAGCCAAUGCUACAUUACAUAGACAUGUGCUAUACAGUUGAACCCAUAGACAUAGAUAGACGCAGCAUCGAGUGGGUUUGUCCACUGCUGCGAUACGUCAACAUCGCCGCCCUAUUGGAUGGGUCAAGGCUGCGCUGUAAAUGAAUACAAGUCAAUGUACUUACAUUUAUAAAGCGCCUUUCUACAAAGACAUGUAAGUGAAUUCCUCUUGUUUAUACUGAACUAUCCCUUUAAACACCAUCAGUAGUCUAUGAAGAGGGUCGCUUAGCUUAGCUGAGUCUAGCUUAGCAAAUACACAGAACAUAACCAUUUAAAUUGGUAAUGAAUUAACAAAUUAACUAGUAAUGAACUAGUUAAUUAAUCAAUCAAGCAAUCAAAAUAUUGGUGUUGGUCAUCAUAAGACAGUUUUGAGUGAAGGUAGCUAAAAAAAAUUCACUUUCUAGGAUAAGAUUUAGCCACAUUUUUGACAUGUGGAGUGAGCUAACAAUAUCUAGCUAGCCAGCUAGCUGUUUCGACAUGCUUUGCAACAUCCCAAAACAAUACAAAUGGUUACAAUAUCAAGUGAAAAUGACCUGAAACCAUUCAACCAUACAGUAUAUUCCCAAGUAUUAUCAUUUAUGUGCAUAUUUUCAUCAUGACACUAAGUUCUUUUAUGGUUUAAAAAUAAUAAUGUUAUUUAUAUAUUUAUUUACAAUUCCUUUUCAUAAGUAAAUGAAUGGCAUUUAUCAUCAACUGUGACUAACUGUAUGUGUGUCUUAUACUGUACAUGAAUCCUAAGAAUAUACUGUACAAUGUAAAAUAUAAAUUUCAUAUUUGUAUUUUGUACAAAUUUGUUACAUUACAAAGGGGCAUUGUGCAUAUAUACAGACAGUAUUUGUAAUAUUUCUCUACUUGUGCAGCUACACAUGUGUACAUAUGUGUA
This is a messenger RNA of Dunckerocampus dactyliophorus (ringed pipefish), 6295 nucleotides long. It is a transcript of the gene crhr2, whose product is annotated as corticotropin-releasing factor receptor 2. Gene Ontology annotation, biological process: long-term synaptic potentiation; adenylate cyclase-modulating G protein-coupled receptor signaling pathway; cell surface receptor signaling pathway. The coding region runs from base 59 to 1294 and encodes 411 amino acids. The record is from RefSeq and is a predicted model, not a curated record. Gene Ontology annotation, cellular component: axon terminus; plasma membrane; dendrite. Lineage: Eukaryota; Metazoa; Chordata; Actinopteri; Syngnathiformes; Syngnathidae. Gene Ontology annotation, molecular function: peptide hormone binding; G protein-coupled peptide receptor activity; corticotrophin-releasing factor receptor activity. The transcript has 12 exons.